Alosa alosa (allis shad) is the source of this 1524-nucleotide messenger RNA. RefSeq names its product interleukin-5 receptor subunit alpha-like. The record is from RefSeq and is a predicted model, not a curated record. The coding region runs from base 103 to 1155 and encodes 350 amino acids. The transcript is spliced from 11 exons. Lineage: Eukaryota; Metazoa; Chordata; Actinopteri; Clupeiformes; Clupeidae. Gene Ontology annotation, molecular function: protein binding.
GUGUCUGUGGAGGACAAAGCUCUUGAGUAAUGUUGAGUGUUAGUUACUGGCAUCAAAAAAGUGAGCUCUGUGACUAGGACUGGACACCCAAUGUGAAGCAUCAUGCUUAUGUGUUCACCUUGGUCAGUACUGAGCCUUUGGUUAAUCCUGUCUGUCUCUGUUGUUGCAGAGGAGGGGGGAUAUGUCUGUCUACAAAACCUCUCUCUACAAUAUGACAACACUGACAUCGAUGGGCUGGGAUUCAGUGUGUAUUUGAGUGACAAUGGGAUAAUGAAACCUAACAAAUCAUAUUGCAUUGAUCAGAACAAUCCAUCUCUCCCAGACGGCCUUCGGCCUAUAAAUACCAGCUGCAUUGUGGACAAGCAGAAUAAUGUAAACUUCAGCUGGGAUUCAAGUGAUCUUCCAGGACAUCCUCAGUAUUCCAUUUCCUAUCAAUUUUGCAAUGAAGACAAAAAGGUCCUUGAGACAGCCGAGAAACCAAGAAAUGUCCAAGGCUCAUUUUACUACACACUGAUUCCAGACAAGACGUCUUAUAUAAGGUUGCUACUUAACGUGUCCUACCCAGACAAGUGGUACAUUCAGACACAGCAGUGGAAAAUCUGUACUGUUGAAAAACUGGAUCCCCUUCAAAUAAAUGCGACAAUUCAGUCAAAUCAGUUACACCUUGAAUGGGGUCUGCCUAAAAGUAAAUCAACAGAAAACCCCAGAUGCUUUGAGUAUGAAUUGAGGGUCAAUGAUGAGGUCAGAACAUUCAAAAGCAAGCUGAAAUAUACUGAGCCAAAUUUGGAUCCAACCCAGAAGUACAAAAUCUGGAUGAGAGCAAAGAUUGCACAUUUCUGCUGUGAGACACUGUUUUGGAGUGACUGGACGUAUUUAGAUUUGAACAAAUCCGCAAAAGUUCCAUUUGAUAUCCACAUUGGGGUGAUCAUUGGUAUUGCUCUCGGACUUCCCAUGAUCCUCUUGGCUAUAUUACUACUCUGCAAAUUUCAAAGGGUUUUUGAUAAACUGUUCCCACCAAUCCCAGGCCCAUCCAUCAAGAUUAAAGGGCUGCUUGAAAAAGACGUCACAUCUCAGAUCAUGUCACACAAAUGUGUGGAAGUGGUCACUGAGGUGGAAGUAAAAGAGGAUGAGGAGGAAGAGGAAGAGGAGCACUGAUGAAAAGGUGCUGCAUGUGCCACAGGAAGGUGGGGCGAUUUUGUCCAGAGAAGGACAAUAAUAUAGAUGACAGAGGAACUGCUUUGGACAAUGAGCAAAGUCAUUUCAACCUUUACUUGUGCGUUCUUUAUUCCUUUUCCUCCAUGUUGAGGAUCUUACUGAAGACUGCAAACUGGCCAAUUUUGUGCUGCUUUUGACAACUUGUACAGUAUACAGUAUGCUGCAUUUGCCAAUUAGUACAAAUUACCCUGAAAAAGCUCUGCAGUACCAAUGACAUUUCAACAUGUGAGCAUCUGUGCAUUGUUGAUAUGGAUGAUAUGAGAUACUAUGGAGUUCUUCUUCUAAAUAAAUCUGAAUAUUUUAUAUUUA